AUGACGAGCGAGGGAAGCUAUUCAAGCGCAUCGCGGCGACGGAAUAUUCCGGGGACUCGGACGACGCGAAAGCGGGCGACGGCGGUCAUCUUCGCGUUCGCGGUGUGCGGCUGGGAAAGUCUGUUCGUGUCUCACGCAGAGGCGAAGGGCGUGACGGAGACGUGCGGAGGCGGUUUCGGGGUGAGAAAGGUGCAGAGACUCGGAAGAGAUGGAUUGGAGAUUUUGGUUCACGGUGAGCGCGCGCCGAUGACGGCUCGGGUGAACGAGCGAGAGUGCGCGACGAUGCGGGCAGCAAACGCGAGCGCGAGCGUGUGCAUCGUCCUAUCGGACGUCGAGUCGGCGCGUCGAGCGAUGAAAUUAGUGAUGACGUUGAGUGAGAAGGGUGGACGCGAUCAUGUGCAAGUCUGGGCCUCAACGCUUCCUCCGAGACUUAUUUGUGACAAGACAAACAACGAGAGAGAGACACUGCGCGCGCUGGAGACGUUCAUCGCGGCGGGCGCGAGCGGAGGCACGAGCGAGGUAGCAGUUCGUCAAAUCUUAGAUGUUUUCACCAUCGGUGACCGUGAGCAUGAGGAAGGGGAUGAUGUGAAAUUUUUCGUCUUGGAUGGGAUGGAUCGCGCAGUGACUCACAACUCGCCUGGAGAACUCAUCGAUCCGCCGCGCUCUGGAAGCGUGGACGUCAUUGAGCUCUCAAGUAACGCGGCCGAAGAGAUAGAUCGGCGACGGAAUGAGCUUUAUCGCAUCAAAUGCUGUGCGGGCGUUGGUAGAUUACGAUUCCUCCUGGAGAUCAACUCCGACGCGUGCACGGUGCGCUCGCCGAACAUGGACGUGAGCCGUCAUCUUCGACGUUCGUCGCACCGAUGCGUGGCAAAAGCGCUUGAGUAUCCUUACGCUGAUGAUAUCACGCUGGAAUUCUCCCAGAGCGAACGAGAGACGUUCGAGACGUAUCGAUCGUUCUACAAAGGUUCAUACGAGGAAAUGUUGUCAUCAAAGCGAGAGUUUCCGCUAAGUUUGCGAUUCGAUGCCGGACCGCGCAUGAAGGCGACGGCGCGUUUUCGCGGCGUCUCAUCGUUUCGAGACUGUAAACGCAGGAAAAGUCUCGCGGUGGAAUUACAUGGCGGGAGCGUGAGGUUGAUGCCCGGUUCGCUGAGUGACAAGUUUUUGCUCAUAUCGCUGUGCAUCGACGACCGAUACGUAAAGACGCACCUGGUACUUUCGAUGGCGAGGAAGCUUGGAUUAUUUCCUCAUCAAUUUCGAUACGUUCGACUACGAGUACACACCCGCGGGACACGAGAGUUCGAGCAUCUUGGUCUUUACUUACUCAUGGAUGACCCGAGAGCUUCGCUCGAGCGUCAGCACAACAGUCUAUCCAUUGUUGUACGCAGACGUUCGGACCCUGACCGUCGAACGAGCGAUCCGGACGCCGUACCGGACGUGAAGACGUUUGGAGACGGUCGAUCCGAAGUUGCUGAAAUCGCAGCCAGAGUUAAAUACGAAAGAGUCGUCCUCGCGAGUGAGCUUUGUGAUAGCGACGCGUGUUAUGAUGAUUUGAACGAGCUAAUGGACGUGGAUCUAUACCUACGAUUCAUUGCUCUCAUGACGUUGGUCCAAAACGGUGAUUACGUGGAUGAACUUUUCUUGUAUUCGUCGAACGACUUGACACAUAGAUUCAAAAUUCACGCGUGGGAUCCGGACGACUCGUUCGAGACGUGUCAUCAUGGAGGCAUCGACGCGAUUGGCAGCUUCGAUUGGUUAUACUGUAGCGAGGGCGCGAUCGAUCGAGUGCUUCUCAGAUCAAACGACAUGGUAGUGAGAUACCUCGAACAAUUCAACUACGUAGUGCGGAACGGAAUCACAGAGUUGGAGCUUCGUGAAAUCGUAGACUAUCAAGAGCGAGAGAUAAGGCGUUUGCUCGUGAAUGACGUAGACGCUCGAGGUCUAGAAGAACUGCGAAAGAUGCAGCCAUCCAUCGAUACUGCAAGCGAGGCCAUCGAUUCAAUUGUCGGUUCGUUGAGAUAUUAUGAAAAUCUCGUCAAUUUUCGACGGCGAGCCUUACUACGCGAUCGUGACGUGUACGCUGUGUGGGAUCCAGCAAGCUCGACCGAGUGGACCAAGUUGAACUCGACCUGCAUACCUAUCGACGUGCAAGCGCGGUCAUACAGUAAAGUUGAUCAAGAGAUAUUACUUCGACUCAAUCACACGGGCUCUUUCGCGCUUAAUGUAUCGUUUGAUCCGACGGUAGUGUUUGAAAAUUCAACCUACAUCGCCACGCAAGAGGAGUUCGUGCUUGAGGCUUGGUCACUGAGCGUUGAGACACCUUCGUGCAUUGAAGGGGUAGUCAGCGACGGCUUCAUCGUUAUCAGUUCCGUGUGCGACAAUCAAGUUACCGGAUCUGUGAUUUACAGCGUGCAUCAUCGGUUCUAUCACUCGUUCGCAAACAUCAACUCUCCUCGCUCGAUGACGGUGCAAACUAUGCGCGGUUGCGGUGUUUCGAUCUAA
Ostreococcus tauri is the source of this 2499-nucleotide messenger RNA. Its product is annotated as Spore coat protein CotH. The coding region runs from base 1 to 2499 and encodes 832 amino acids. The transcript has a single exon. NCBI's taxonomy places the organism in Eukaryota, Viridiplantae, Chlorophyta, Mamiellophyceae, Mamiellales, Bathycoccaceae. The record is from RefSeq and is a predicted model, not a curated record.